UUACUUUUGAUAAAAAAAAAAAAAAAAUGACUACAUAUUGAAAUCUGCUGUGUUUUUUUGUUUGUUUGUUUGUUUGUUUGUUUGUUUUAUUGUCACCUGAGGUUAUUUUAUUCUAUAUAAAAACAUAAAAUUAAAGGAGGGUGUACUUUCUUUUUCCUGUGACUGUGCAUACAGCAACUAAAGUCUGAUGCAUUGUUAAUGACUUAACUAAACAUGUUCGGUUCUUUGAAAAGGCAAAAAAGUCAUAGUCUGUGUGAGAGUUCUUUCCUCUUCUAGCUUUUUAGCAACUGACCACAAGUAAACAAUAUCAACAUGCCCCCUUGUGUUGGUGCACUUGAUCAGCUUUAAGCUGCAUGUGUAGCAGAACCACAGUGAGGCGUCAGUGACACGGAAGAGAAAGGCUUUAACCCACUUUCAGAGAAUACACAUAGAGAACUUUCCUACAACGCUGUAGGUGCACUUUUUUUUGUCUUUACAGCCGCCCACAGCAAACAUUUAUAGAUUAAGAGACCUCAGACACACACUGAGUGAGGAAGUGUUUUUUGAGCCUCAGCUUUCAUCUACUUUAGUCAUUCACUAAUACAGCAAUGCAGGACUUUCAUGGAUAUACUGUUUCCAUCUCUGGUGUGCUGUUGUUUGGGCUUCUACAGGGUGUGUGUGUUGGUUUGGCUGACACAGUGAUGGUGCUCAAAGCUGGGAGCUCCCUGGAUCUUCCUGUUCAAUACCCAAUUGAAUCAGUGUUAUUGGUUCAGUGGGUCUUCAAUGGGAAAAUUUUUGCUGAAUACAGUACAGAUCAAAGUUACACACUUCUGGAAUCCCAGUUCAGUGGAAGAUUAAAGGAGAACAAUGAUAGAGUUGGAGUAACUGUACAAGAUCUUCAACCCCAAGACUCUGGGACAUUCUCAGUGGCUGCAGAAGACACUGAAACACAGCUUCCAACACAGACAUUUAAAGUUUAUAUUCAAAUUCCCAUAACAGCUGUACAGACUGAGAAGACGUGGAGAUUGUCCACAAACAGCUGUGAUGUUGAUGUGAAGUGUGCAGCGCCCGGAGCUGAGAGUGUCUCCUACCUGUGGAGCGGCUAUAAGACUGGGAGUGGAGCUCAGCUGCAGUUCAGUCUCUCACCAGCAGAAGGAGCUGUUACACUGAACUGCACUGCAGCUAACAACGUCAGCUCCAGUUCUGCUACAGAGACACUGAGCUGUAGCAUCAAACACGAAACUCAAAUAUCAGUGCUUAAACUGAUCAGUAGUCUAGUGGCGGCCUCUCCGUAUCUGCUGGUGACCAUAAUCCUGGGUGUAAAAUGUUACAGAGCUCGAGGUCAUCAUAACAGUCAGUAUGCCAUGAAAGUAAUUGAGGAAUGAGCACUUUGCUCGCUCUGUAAGAAAUAAGUUGAAUGCUGAACUACUCAGUGACAAACAAAUCUGAUUCUGCUACAAAGUUUAUAGUUGUAUAGUUUUCAUUUUUAUAAUAAUAUUUUCAUUUACACUCAAAGCUCAGGGGCACAGAAUAUUUUUUACUGUAUUUAUGUUUGCACUCUUCUGAGUUGGAUCAACGUUGGAGCUUUUCUUCCAGAUUAGAGAUCACAACACUGUUAUGACUGCCGGGAAAACUCAGAUUGCUCUUCUUCCACUUCAGUCUCUAUGGGUCCUCUUCCAGCCCCCUGUAUUUCACCAGAUUCUUCUAUUUCUUCAUUGUAUUUUGCCAUCACUCAAUUGCCAGAUCUAUCACCACUGCAGUAUUCUGCAUUUUAUUUUAACUCCCACUGUUUACUUUGCUGUACUGUUAUCUGACUGUAACUGGAGGUCACACAUAUUCAUGUUUAUCUGUCCCUGUACACAAUCCCUGCCAUGUUCACUGCAGCUAUUAUUAUAAUGUGUUGUAAUACUGUAUAAUAAAUGUAAUCUGGUUCAUGUAAUCUGAUCAAGUACUUGUGAACAAAGUCAGAGUAUCAUUACAUUUACAUAAACUGUUUUAUUACAUUUGUAGAUGUCACUUUGAGAAAACAUGAGUGUUUAAUUUUGUGAAAAAGUGGGA
Molecule: messenger RNA, 2037 nt
Organism: Ictalurus furcatus (blue catfish)
Lineage: Eukaryota; Metazoa; Chordata; Actinopteri; Siluriformes; Ictaluridae
Product: SLAM family member 8-like
Exons: 5
Coding region: 588-1364 (258 amino acids)
Source: RefSeq, a predicted model, not a curated record